This is a messenger RNA of Ustilago hordei, 312 nucleotides long. RefSeq lists its product as uncharacterized. NCBI's taxonomy places the organism in Eukaryota, Fungi, Basidiomycota, Ustilaginomycetes, Ustilaginales, Ustilaginaceae. The coding region runs from base 1 to 312 and encodes 103 amino acids. The transcript has a single exon. The record is from RefSeq and is a predicted model, not a curated record.
AUGUGUUGUGUCACUGCUACUUGUGGCCAUCCAAAGGCAGUACCUACUGCAGUCUGGAUAUUGAUCAACACUGAAGUCAGUCUCUGCAGUCUGGUUCUCUUGAUCUCAUACCAAAGGCAGUCUACUGCAGUCUGGUUCUCAUUCAAUCAACUCAAUUGUGCGACUGUCAGCACUCAGGAUGCUCAUGUCAAGACAGACACUGUCACACCAUACUCUGGUAUUGUCAAGGAGUCCAUCUGGAUCUUGAUCAUGCUGCACUACCUCUGGACAGAGUGCCCACAGUGGUUAGUCAAAAUCUGUGAUAAACUUUAG